AUGCAGCAACCUAAACUACUAAUUUCAGCUGCAAAGUUGAAUAAAAGACUUAUGAAUUCCCGUCGAUUUAAGUCAACUUUUCUAACGGCUUUAGAAACCGCUAGCCAACUGGUUAAACCCCAAUCAUGGCUGAAAGACCCCUUGCUACUUGUUUCCAAUGAGAUGAAAACAAUAUCAAAAGAUAUUAUAAAAGUAUUAGGGUCUGGUCAUCCAAUUUUAAACAGAGCGGCAAACUACUAUUUCGAAAGCGACGGAAAAAGGAUAAGACCAAUGCUUGUGCUUCUGUUAUCAAGAGCUAUCUCUGAGAUACCUGUCGAAAAGAGAACAAGGAUAAAAAUUGAUUAUAAAGACAUUGAAUACUUGUCUGCCUAUAAGUUACCGAACCCUACCAUCAAAACAUCUAAUAGUUUCACUCCGUUGCAUCUUUUGAGCGGCAUUAAUCCUCUUUCACCUUUGACAAAAGGAACUGAGUCAAACAAUGUUGAAUCUGAUUUACAAAGGGGUAUUCUACCAAAACAAAGGAAGUUAGCGGAGAUUAUUGAAAUGAUUCACACAGCUUCACUACUCCAUGAUGAUGUUAUUGAUCAAUCUCCUAUGAGAAGAGGUAAACCAUCUGUUGAUGUUGCCUUUUCAAAUAAAAUGGCAGUCUUAGCUGGUGAUUUCAUAUUAGCAAGAGCAAUGAUUUCUGUUUCGAGGUUGAAUAAUUCUGAAAUUACUGAAAUUCUUGCAAAUGCUAUUGGAAAUCUAGUCGAGGGUGAGUUCAUGCAGAUGAAAAACACAGUCUUCAGUCAAGCUGAUGGGUCCAAUAAAGAAGGGAAUACCAAAAGUCUUGCAGAUGGAUUAAAUAGCCAGUCAAAAUCUGAUGAACAUAUGUUUUCCAAUCCAGAUGGAGAGAAUGUUUCGCAUAAAACUAUGGUUGAAACUGCAUUCGAAUACUAUUUAAACAAAACUUACCUAAAGACUGCGGCAUUAAUUUCCACUUCAUGUAGGGCAGCUGCAAUUUUGUCCGGUGCUCAUGAAGAUGUUAUUGAACAAAGUUAUGAAUUUGGUAAAAACUUGGGUAUUUGUUUUCAACUUGUCGAUGACAUGUUGGAUUAUACAGCCUCUGAAGAACAUUUGGGUAAGCCUGCUGGAGCAGACUUGUCUCUAGGUCUUGCCACAGCACCUGCUUUAUAUGCAUGGAAGGAAGAGCCAUCUUUAGGUUUACUGAUUCAAAGGAAUUUUUCCCAACCAGGCGACCCACAGAGAAUGAUAGAAGCUGUUAUAAAGUACAAUGGUGUAAAUAAAACGCGUGAAUUGGCACGUGAAUAUCGGGAUAAGGCUUUAAUGAAUUUGCGUGAAGUAUUGCCAGAAAGUGAUUCUCGUGCAGCAUUGGAGUUUUUAACAAAUAGUAUACUAACGAGAUCAAAAUAA
This is a messenger RNA of Eremothecium sinecaudum, 1413 nucleotides long. RefSeq names its product trans-hexaprenyltranstransferase (gene COQ1). The transcript has a single exon. The record is from RefSeq and is a predicted model, not a curated record. Gene Ontology annotation, biological process: ubiquinone biosynthetic process; isoprenoid biosynthetic process. Bases 1 to 1413 code for a protein of 470 amino acids. Gene Ontology annotation, cellular component: transferase complex. Lineage: Eukaryota; Fungi; Ascomycota; Saccharomycetes; Saccharomycetales; Saccharomycetaceae. Gene Ontology annotation, molecular function: prenyltransferase activity.